AUGGCGGUGUCCGCGCCGCCCGUCAUCGCCGCAACUUCCAGCGGCGGCGGCGCGGGGGGCUCGGCGGGUUUGUUCCGGGCGGACCCGCUGUACUCCAGCCCCGCGGAGUCCCCGCGCCUCACCAACAGCCUCGUCAACACUUUCCUCUCGGCCGGCGGCGGCGGGGCCGGCGCGGGCGGCGGCGGCGGCGGCGGCGGCGGCAACGAGUGUAAGAUGGUCGACCUGCACGGGGUGAAGGUGGCCUCGUUCCUCGUGGAGGGGCAGGAGCUGAUCUGCCUGCCGCAGGUCUUUGAUCUCUUCCUCAAGCACCUGGUGGGAGGGCUGCACACGGUCUACACCAAGCUGAAGCGGCUGGAUAUAUCGCCCGUGGUGUGCACGGUGGAGCAGGUCCGCAUCCUCCGCGGGUUGGGGGCCAUCCAGCCCGGCGUCAACCGCUGCAAGCUCAUCACCAGGAAGGACUUCGAAACUUUGUACAACGACUGCACCAACGCGAGCUCCCGCCCAGGAAGACCCCCCAAGCGCUCCCUGGGAGUGGCGAUCCAGGAAAAUGCGCGGCUGCUGCCCCAUGGAGUUCCAGGCCUCUUAUCACCAGGGCUUAUCUCUCCGACAGGUCUGACAGCAGCUGCCAUGGCAGAGGCUAUGAAGCUACAGAAAAUGAAACUUAUGGCCAUGAACAGCCUUCAUGGAAGCGGGAGUCAAAAUGGAACCGAGUCAGAAAAUGAAGAGCUCAAUUCUAAUGCAGGUGGGAGUGAAUCCUCCUGGGACAAAGACAAGCUCCAGUCUCCAAUCACGACGGGAUCCCAGCACAGCAUUGGUCACCCCACACUGUCAGGGCAGUCGAGCCUCGGGAGUGCUCACCCGCUCAGCCCUCUCCAGCAGAACCACCUGCUCACCAACAGGCUAGACCUGCCCUUCAUGAUGAUGCCGCACCCCCUGCUCCCCGUCAGCCUCCCCCCGGCCUCGGUGGCCAUGGCCAUGAACCAGAUGAACCAUCUCAACACCAUCGCCAACAUGGCAGCGGCGGCGCAGAUGCACAGCCCCCUCUCCAGGGCAGGGGCCUCCGUCAUCAAGGAGAGGAUCCAGGACAGCCCUUCCCCGGCGCCGUCCCUGGAGGACAGCCAGCGCCCUGGCAGCCACGCGUCCUCACACCCCAGCAGCAGCGUGUCCAGCUCACCAUCCCAGAUGGACAACACUCCCGACAGGAUCGCCAUGCUGACCAACAGCAGGGAAGGAGAACUCAUUGACCAAGAAACUGGAACCAGCCUAAAAAAAAUACAAAAGGAGAAAGAAGAGGUCCAAAUUGCCAUUCCAAUAAUGAAACCAACCUUAGAUAAAGUCCAACUGGCUGGACAGGCCUUGCCUCCUGGAUUUCCGGCGCCAUUUCUUUUUGCUGAUGGUCUUUCAUCAGUAGAAACACUAUUAACCAACAUUCAGGGCCUGCUGAAGGUGGCUGUGGACAAUGCAAGGGUCCAGGAAAAGCAGAUACAGCAGGAAAAGAAAGAGUUAAAGAUGGAGCUUUGUAGAGAGCGAGAACUACGAGAGAGCUUGGAAAGGCAACUGACAGCUGAGCUGCAAAGCAGAGCCACAAUUCAAAAACGCUUGAAGAAGGAGAAGAAGGCAAAGAGAAAAUUGCAGGAAGCUUUGGAAUUUGAGUCCAAGAGAAGAGAACAAGUGGAACAGGCUCUUAAACAGGCCACAUCAGGUGAUGGUCUCAGGAUGUUAAAUGAUGCUGGAAUUCCAGAUAUGGAAAUAGAACACAAUGGAACCCAACAUGACAGUGCAGCGAUGCAAGAAAACAGAACAUACAUCAAACCGACCAUUAUGUACUGAAGGAACCACCUAUUGCUGAAAAAUGUAUAAUGACCACUAUGUGAAGACUAUAUAAUUCUUGAGAAAUGUCUGUUCCAACCUUUGAUGCCUUCAGUACUGUAUGAGGAACAGGAUUUGUAGCAUGAAACUUGAAGGACAAUUUCAAGCAAUUUACUGUUGCUGCAUUGAAAACUGCCGUAUUAAGAAAUACUGAGUCUUUUUACAAGCUUACCAUACCAAACCAAGCCUGUCACAGCAAAUCAUUUCUAGGAAUAUGGGGAUAGAA
Hirundo rustica (Barn swallow) is the source of this 2095-nucleotide messenger RNA. It is a transcript of the gene DACH2, whose product is annotated as dachshund family transcription factor 2. The transcript is spliced from 12 exons. NCBI's taxonomy places the organism in Eukaryota, Metazoa, Chordata, Aves, Passeriformes, Hirundinidae. The record is from RefSeq and is a predicted model, not a curated record. Bases 1 to 1830 code for a protein of 609 amino acids.